CUGUCCCGAAGGAGGCAGCGGCGCCCACGCGGGGCUGGAGGAGCGGGGGUAGCCCGGGGCGAGGCGGCGGUUGCGGCGGCGGCUGCGCGCUCCCCGACCUGCCGGCAGGAACCUUGGAAAAAACCCGGCUGAGUUCUGCAGAGCUGGCGGGGCCUGGCCCGGAGCUCCCCUGUGCCCAGAGCCGGGCCCGCCCUUCGGAUGAUGCCAACCUGACCAGAACCCCUCUGUCCCGGGGGCGCAGCAACUUGGUGAAGGGGACAGGGCUCCGGACUAGACAGCACCCAAGCUGGCCGCUCCCUCCCAAAGUCUGUCUUUCGGAGUGUUGGUUCCUAGUUCAGUGGCAAGGAAGACUUCAGGCCAGCAGAUCGAACCAGUGGGCACCACCGAGGACCAGGUGGAGUGAGUCUGAGGUCAGCAGAUGAACAGACAGAAACUGAAAGAUCCCCAAAAAGGAUGAGUGAGAGGGUCGUGCGGAACUGGAGCACGGGCGGCUGGCUGCUGGCACUGUGCCUGGCCUGGUUGUGGACCCACCUGACCUUGGCUGCCUUGCAGCCUCCCACUGCCACAGUGCUUGUGCGGCAGGGCACCUGCGAGGUGAUUGCCGCUCACCGCUGCUGCAACCGGAACCGCAUCGAGGAGCGCUCCCAGACGGUGAAAUGCUCCUGUUUUUCUGGCCAGGUGGCCGGCACCACGCGGGCAAAGCCCUCCUGCGUAGACGACCUGCUCUUGGCUGCCCACUGUGCUCGUAGAGACCCUAGAGCUGCGCUCCGCCUCCUGCUCCCACAGCCUCCAUCGUCCUGCAGAGAUGGUGGUGUCAGAUGGAGCCCUGCCUGCCGGGGGAGGAGUGUAAGGUGCUCCCGGACCUGUCGGGAUGGAGCUGCAGCAGUGGACACAAAGUCAAAACCACCAAGGUCACACGAUAGCUCUUGGGGGUCACGGCCUGGACAAGAAAGGCUUGAUUGAGUCAUGAACUGAAGAAUGGUAUCCAGUCAUCAGCCAGGAAAGAUGGGGAUUCACUUACAUGCCUCAUGUCAAAUGCAGCAUCAGUCUUUCCGGGGCAUUUCAGUUAAGCUGCUCAGCAGAUAUGGAUGGAUCUGCAACCACAUACCUAGUGUGGAGCUGGGCUUUUCUGGAGACAUGAAGGUCAACACACAAUUCCUGCCCUUAAGGAAUGUCCAGUUGAAUUGGAGAGUUGAAGACAGACAAUUUAGAUAAUUUAGGUUAAAGUACUUGAUACCAGACUGUGGCUUCUGGGCCACAUGCUAUGGCAUGAUGGGGUUUUGGGAAUGAGAUUCCCACAGUUCUUCAGAUACCCCGUGGCCACAGGGCAUAGAGACAAGAGGUCACAUUCAGCACUCACCACCUCCCUCUUUCUCAUCAGUUCUGAAUCCCCAGCAAGCUGUUAACAUGUUGCAGAAAAACACUCUCCCCUUAUGGCCAGACCAGCGGUAUCUCAUUUGGAUGGGAUUGGAUUGAGUUGCGGAAGGAAAGUAAAAAUAAAGCCAAAUAACUUCCCAGCAAAUCUUCGGCAGAGGUAUGAGCCAUUCAUUGGGUAUGGGAUGGACAGGACUUUAAAAUCAUCUCCAUCAAGCACCUCAGGUUUUUGUUUGUUUGCUUAUUUUAACAGAUGAGGAAGCAGCCCCAGAGAGGUGAGGCAGUUUGCCCAAGAUCUCAUAGCCUGGGCUCCCAAACCUCUAAGACUGAUGACUUUCCACUAGCCUGAAUAAUAGGAUUCCAACGUAGGCCUCCCAUGUUAAUUUUAUGUCAAGUUACUGGAACCAGCAAAGUACAGGCUGGAGAGCAGCAACAUUUUUCUUGGGAGAUGCUAGAGCAGGGACUUUUACUAAGGUCACUGUUCUCCUGUCUGAAAUAAUCCAGAAUAUCCACACACCAGGAUGUGGGACCAUCUGGUCUCCACUCUACUCUCAUCCUCCAAAUUUCAAGCAGGCCUUAUGACACCCAGAGGUCACUCAACCCAGUUACAGCUGGGGCUCAGCUGGCAUCUCCAUUACCCACUCUGACCCAUCUCUUCUGGGGUCUUUGGGCUAUGAUUCUCAGAAGGUCUCGCUCCAGGAGAAAUUCUGGGUGGGAUGUAGAACUGGUUAGAGUCUUCUCUUUUCAAAGGCCCCUGAUGGGCAGCAGGGGUGAAAGGCUAGAGCCUCUGUUUAGAAUUAAAGGUCAGUGCAGUCAGGCUGACACUAGAUGGCUCAGGGAUGACACAUAGGCUUCAGGGACUCAGAGGCAUGGGCUACUUAGAUAUCUCAUCAGUAAGAGAAUUGCAGCCUCUGAGACUGUGGGCGUUGAGAUCACCAAGGCCUUAGGGAGGGGGGUGUCAGUAGAGACCCACCUGGACGAUGCGGAAUUCUGACCCUCAGAGGGACAAAUCAGAUGAUAGUUUGUGGCUGAGUCUUAGCUUCUCCCUCCCUCCCUGUGCAGUAGAACCAAGACUGAUAUUCCCCCUUUCUCACCCUACUCUAGUUUAUUUUCUUGUUUUUGACAAUGGGGUGAACAAUGGUGCCAGCUUCUUACUAGACUGUAAAUACCAGAACUCACAACUCAGAAUCUCUGCAGAUGGUGGGCUCAUGGGGUGGGGUAGUCAGGGAGUUGGUCAAAGAUUGUCAUUGCCUCCUUUAAGGUUGGAGGAUGGAGGAUGGGGAUGGAUUAAGGGAUUGGCAAACUUUUUCUGGAAAAGGCCAGAUAGUAAAUAUUUCAAGCUUGGCAGCUCACAUGCAGUCUCUUGUUGCAUACUCUUUGUUUUUAUUGUUGAUUUUUUGUUUGUUUGUUUGUUUGUUUCAUUUUGUUUUAAAAUAUCUUUAAUAUACAAAAGCUAGUCUUAUUAAUAGCUCAAGUCUUAGCUGUAUAGAAACAGAAUCUGGGUCUUUUUCAGAAGGAUGCCAAUCCGAUGAACCUUUGAAGGCAGGCCAUCUCUGCAGUGUGGGACUGCCUCCCAGCCUCCUGGCCUGACUUCUGUGCAAUGGGAACCUGAGCAUGAGGGCUGGGUCAGGUUUUGUUUUUCUCCUAAUGCUUCUUGAGAGAUUGGUGAGUGAAUUAUUUAGGCUACAAAUGAGACAGCUUUAGCAGAGUCAGACAAUAACAGCCUGUUCUCCUGGAGGCCAGAAUAGGGGCUUUUCUCCAGUCAUUCUGCACCCUCAAGACUGUGUCCAGGAAGGAGGGAGAGGGCUCGAGCCCCCUGCCUAUCUGCUGCAUCCACAAGCUGGUGAGCUCUGAGCUGGGGAUUGAGCCUGAGAGCAGGGAUCAUGCUAUACAAACUCUCUCCUGAGUUGCCAACCACUGCGGCCUCUGCCUCAGCCAAAGUCUGGGUUCUGCAACCUUCCCCGACCUCCCUCAUCCCUGCUACAGAGAAGACCUCUUUCCUUUCACACAUGCUGGAAUUUACUAACUCCUAAUUCAUUUUUUUUUUUAACUCCUCAAGCCUUCAUUUCCUCCUUACGUUUUCAUAUAUUUUUUUGGUCGGCUUUGAGGGGUAUCUUUUAUAUAGCCAGAAGACGCCUACAUAGGAGGGUCUGAUGGAGAAGAGAAAGUGUCCCACCUCCCCCACAAUAGCAUCCUAGGGUCCUGUUUCCAACUGAAUAUUUGUGUGCAUUUUGUAGCUACAGUUUAAAAAUGCAAAUUAAUUUUCCUGGAACAUAGGGUUUCUGAAGUCAUUUAUCUUCCUCUUCUCCCCUUACUGGAUUGGAAUCUCAGUCCCUGAAGUUAGCCGGUACCCACAAUGUCCUCAGCUCUGAAGGCCUUAGGAAGGUUACCAACCACAGGAGAUCACGUGGCUAAUUUCUGUUGGCAUCCUAGCAGUUUCAUUAAGGUCUAUGAGUGACAUCCUAAUUAAUGGCCCCAGACAGUUGACUGGAUUGAGGCUGCAACUUCCUAAAAUCACAAGCUUACAGCUAGAAGGAUUUUAAAGUUUUCUUUCUUUCUUUUUUUUUUUUGAGACAGGGUCUCCCUCUGUUGCCCAGGCUGGAGUACAGUGGCAUAAUCAUGGCUUACUGCAGCCUUGACCUCUUGAGCUCAAGCAAUCCUCUCACCUCAGCUUCCUGAGUAGCUGGCACUAACGGCAUAUGCUGCCACACCUUUUUUUUUUUUUUUUUUUGUAGAAUAGAGACAGGGUCUUCCUAUGUUGCCCAGACUGGUCUUGUCUUGAACGUCCAGCCUCGAGCAAUCCUCCUGCCUCAGCCUCCCAAAGUACUGAGAUUACAGGUGUGAGGCAUCACACCCAGCUUGCAAGGGAUUUUAGAGACCAGUUAGCCAACUCCCUCAUUUGACAGAAAAGGGAGGCUCAGAGAGGCUAGGUGAUUUGUCACAUAGCAAGCUGUUGGUGUGUCCAGUCCAGUGAUCCAGACAGUGUUCUUUCUACUACUACACAUCAAGUUUAGAUGAGGAACCUGAAAAGAAGCCUGGAUUUUAGCAAGGAUGAAUGUGAAAGUGUCCCAUUCUAAAGUCAAUCAACCUUGCGAGUGCAAGGGAACAGAAUGAAGAAUGGGAAACAUGGAGAGAUAUAUACACAGAAGGAGGGAAGGAGGAACAAAAAAGAGGGAUUGAGAUCACUCAUUCAGAAGAACACAAGGCACAGUACAAAAUAAUAAGAACAGAACUGAUGCCACAUCCAAAACAAUUGAUUUUUAUCCUUUCUCAAGGAGACAGAAUGGAGCCCCUGUUAACCUUAGAGAGAUCAGUGAAGCCACUUGGAUGGCUUCUGGGUUCUUCAGGCUGCAUACUAAAGCCCAUGGGCUAAAUCUGGCCUGCUGCCUUUUUUGUAAAUAAAGUUUUAUUGGAACUUAA
Molecule: messenger RNA, 4794 nt
Organism: Pongo pygmaeus (Bornean orangutan)
Lineage: Eukaryota; Metazoa; Chordata; Mammalia; Primates; Hominidae
Gene: TAFA3
Product: TAFA chemokine like family member 3
Exons: 6
Coding region: 454-963 (169 amino acids)
Biological process (GO): negative regulation of microglial cell activation; positive regulation of microglial cell activation
Molecular function (GO): receptor ligand activity
Source: RefSeq, a predicted model, not a curated record